This is a messenger RNA of Lactuca sativa (garden lettuce), 863 nucleotides long. RefSeq lists its product as uncharacterized. Lineage: Eukaryota; Viridiplantae; Streptophyta; Magnoliopsida; Asterales; Asteraceae. The record is from RefSeq and is a predicted model, not a curated record.
UUCCCUCCUAGUUUCUUUGAUUCCAUGGAACGCCUAAUCAUACAUUUAGCUGAUGAAGCAAUUCUUGGUGGUCCGGUGCAAUACAAAUGGAUGUAUCAAUACGAGAGAAAGUUGGGCAUAAUAAAAAGAAGAAUUAGGAACAAAGCAAGGGUUGAAGGUUCAAUCGUCAAUGAACAUCUAGUGAAUGAAAUCGCUACCUAUUGUUCUUUAUAUUUUGCCCCCACGGUUGAGACAAACCAUAAUCAAGAGCCACGAAAUUUUACACCACAACAUGACAACUCUUCAAGUGGAGAUAUAUUAAGCGUAUUUGCCUUUCCAUCAAGAAGAUUACAUGAAAAGGGUGGAAAGAAAAGACUCUUGAAACAUGAAGAACUUCACAAAGCACACACUUACAUCCUACUAAACUGUGCAGAAGUUGCCCCUUUCAUCCCAGAAUUUGAUCGAGCAGCCCAAGCAUCAUAUCAAAAUGAACCAAUUUCAGUACUUAGAGAUAAAUACUUUGCAGAAUGGUUUAAAUACAAAGUAACGAGGGACUCAACUGAUGGAAGUGCUAAACAUUUAGAACCUUUAGCAAAUGGCCCCUCGAACAAUGCUCGGUCUUACAACGGCUACUUUGUAAAUGGUUAUAAGUUCCACACACAAGAAUAUGGUAAAGGACGUGCAACAAAUAACUAUGGACUAUGCGUGAGGGGGGAGAUAUAUAAUGGCGAAGAGUCAGACUACUACGGCUUAUUGGAUGAGAUCCUAGAGAUUGACUAUUAUGGCAUUGGGCGCUCGACUGUUGUGCUAUUCAAAUGCACUUAGUUUGAUAAUAUACGCGGUGUAGUAGUUAACAAGAAUAAAUUGGUUGGUGUUAAACCUAC